Molecule: messenger RNA, 1957 nt
Organism: Danio rerio (zebrafish)
Lineage: Eukaryota; Metazoa; Chordata; Actinopteri; Cypriniformes; Danionidae
Gene: plvapb
Product: plasmalemma vesicle associated protein b
Source: RefSeq, marked validated
GAGGGCCCGGAAAAAGUCACGCUGCGGGAAGUGUGUCUCUGGGUUUAUAAACACAGAUCCCGCCCUGUGUCCUGCUAGAAGUGUUUACAUCUGACUACCCACAAGUGUGACAGUGCUGCGGGGUAUUUUGCUAACCUUUUGACCAGGUGCUUCAUUUCACAACAAGCUCCAAGAAUCAAAGUCCUCCGAAGGUUCAUCUCUUUCCCACAACUGGACUGCAGAUAUGUACAAGAACAGCUACUCCCAGGCCACGUUCGGACUGGAGGCCAAAAAAAUCCACAAGGCGAAAAAGGGGAAAAGCUGCGGCUACUACAUGAGGAUUGUGUUCUUCUUCUCGUCUCUGAUCCAGUCGCUCAUCAUCGCCAGCUUGGUGCUCUUCCUCGUGUACGGACAGCCAGAGAAGACCGCCGAGGAGAAGAGGCUGGAAGACCUACAGCAGGCCUACGACACGCUCUCCAAAGACCACACCAAACUGCGAAAGGAGAAAGCCGAUCUCGCUACAGCCCUCAAAACGAAGAGCGGAGAGAAGGACGCAGCAGACAAGGAGAUCACGAAACUGAAAACUGACCUUAACAUAUCAAUUGCCGGCAGCAAAAACUGGCAGAGGUUGAAUAGUCAAUGCGAGGCCAAUGCUAAAUUGAAGCUUUCAAGCACUCGAAAUACUCCCCUCAUGUGUCCACCAGCUAACCCCAAUCAGAGUGGUGAAGUAAAAACUCUGAAUACUCUACUGGACCAGCAGAAGGCAUUGUAUGGGAUCCUGAAGAGUAACUUCAGCCAGACCGUGGAGUACCUUAAAUCUGAUUUGGACCACGCAGUGAAGGAUAAAAACGAGCACCACAGCCAGGUGAUAAAACUGAGACAGGAAAACAAAGAUUUGAAAUCUCAGCUUGAUGUUUACACCAAAAAGUGCAAAGAAGACUUUGCCGACUCCCUGCAAGGCAUCCAGACGGUCACAACUGCCUUCCUGAGCAAAAUUGACAACUUCUUCACCAACUCGGUCACGUUUCACCUCACCUGCCCCAAGCAGGAGGAGCAGAUGGACAGGAUUCGCUCCAACUGCUCCAGCCUCUCUCGGCAGGUGGAGGACAAGUUCCAGAGCUACCUGAACAACGUGGGUGCCAAAGUCUCCAAUAUUCAGAAACAGAGCAGCUGGUUGGAGAUACAGAAUGAGAAGCUGACUUCAGAACUGGACAAGUGCAAAACAGAAGCGGAAAAAGAGGCGUCGGACAGCAGCAAAAAACUGCAGGACGCCCAGACGACGUGUGACAAACAACUGGAACAGCUUCUCAAAGAGCAAACCAGACUAAGAAACGCCAAAGAUCUAGUAGAUACCGAGCUCUCUGUGAAGGAAGCCACUAUUAUAUCUCUGCAAAAAGGCUGCACACCACAGGCCAAACCGUCUGGUUUUCAGCCUCUGGGAUCAGCUGGCCAGUAUCCCUCCACAUCAGGUUGAGGCUCUUAACCACAAAGGGUUGGGUGUGGAGAAGGAAUCUGAUCUGAAUCUCAAGGCCGGACGCUGUGUUUCUGAGUAUCUUAUGUGGGAGUUUCCUGAUUUUGAGCCUGUGAUCUCUAUUGUAAAUAAUGUUGUCACUGUGGAUCACUGUAAAUGGACAUGCACUGAUGUUUAGUUCACUGUAUAGUUGUAUUCAUGGGCUGGAAACUUGCAGGACAUGACGUUCUUUAGGGGUCUUAAAAGGUGCUUAAAUGGGAGUAAAUAACAAGACAGUUUUUCCUUCAAGCUACGCAUUUAAGUUACACGUUUUAUGGCACCAGUCAAUAUUUAAUAUCGAUGGAAUCCGAUUCUUUACUGUGAUGUAUAUAAUAUUGUUUUCACAUUUAAAAAUUGUUUCAGCGACUACAUUUCAUGUAUCUGCUGGUCUUAUUGACCUUUUUCUUAAUAAUUUGUUCAUGUUGAUAUGAUCGUUUUGACUAAAUAAACAGACUGUUUUAUUACAAA